AUGGAGAAAAAGAAGAUUGUUGCCAUUCGUAAUUUAUGUAUUCCUCACGAGAUUACCUUUGAAAUUCUAAAAGAGGUUCCUGCCAAGUCUUUAAUGCGGUUUAGCGAAGGUGCCAUUCAGUACUUGAAUCAGUCACGUUUCAGUAAGCUUCACUCUCUUGCAUCGACCAAUGGCUUAGUUUGUCUAUGGAACUUUUAUGGGGAUGUUGCUGUUCUUAAUCCUUUUACACAAGAACAUAUCUUUCUUCCUUGUCAACAACCUUUAAUCGGCCGUUGCUCCCUGGGAUUUGAUCCCACCACCAAAAAAUAUAAAGUAAUCAAGGCACAGUGGAUACGAGGGGGUCGAACUUCAUGGGAAGUGAGAUACUGCAUUUACACUAUCGGGGUGGACAAAACAUGGAGAGAGAUUCCUGACUGCGCCAAUGUUCUCCCUCAAUACAAUUUUGUUUAUAUCGGCGGAGUCAUUUAUUGUGUAAAUAGCCUUUCAAAUCCUUAUAGUAUAGCUGCAUUCAGUGUGGAAGAAGAAAAGUUUAUUAGAAUGAUCUUGUUACCUGAUGGGAUGUUGGCAAAAAAUUCAAAGAUAGUAGAAACAAAGGGUCAAGUUGCACUUGUAGAUCACAGAAAUAUUAGAGGCGAUGGCCACAUUAGUUUGUAUGUUGUGAAUGGUACUGGUAAAACUCAGACAUGGGUGAAACAUAUAAUUGCGCUGCCACCAUGA
Molecule: messenger RNA, 717 nt
Organism: Nicotiana tabacum (common tobacco)
Lineage: Eukaryota; Viridiplantae; Streptophyta; Magnoliopsida; Solanales; Solanaceae
Product: putative F-box protein At1g32420
Source: RefSeq, a predicted model, not a curated record